This is a messenger RNA of Cetraspora pellucida, 270 nucleotides long. The record is from the annotation of a GenBank genome assembly. Lineage: Eukaryota; Fungi; Glomeromycota; Glomeromycetes; Diversisporales; Gigasporaceae.
UUGGCAUUGUGUGAAGAUAUUUUGUAUAGAGACCAUCACCUAACACAAAAUCAAGAUAACAUAGUGAGUGAUAGAAUUGAAUGGGAAGCACUUGAUCAAUUAGAAAGUUAUCUAAUGCGAAAUAGAAAAUCACUAAAAAGCUUCCCAAAUAUGCUGUUGCCUCCAACAAGAAUGCCAAAUUCCAACUAUAGCGAAGAAGAGUUGGACCAAUUAAUACGAGAGGAGAGAUCAUAUAACAUUGAGCAAUUAGCAGACAAACUGAAGCAAAAA